Molecule: messenger RNA, 4274 nt
Organism: Botrytis cinerea B05.10
Lineage: Eukaryota; Fungi; Ascomycota; Leotiomycetes; Helotiales; Sclerotiniaceae
Exons: 6
Coding region: 1100-4036 (978 amino acids)
Biological process (GO): positive regulation of GTPase activity; Ras protein signal transduction
Cellular component (GO): plasma membrane
Molecular function (GO): guanyl-nucleotide exchange factor activity
Source: RefSeq, a predicted model, not a curated record
GACAAUUCAUACACAUAACAUAACAUCGCCGCACAUACGAGCUUAUAUUGAUUUCGUGUUUCGAAAACAUUUCAGUUCUGACAUGAACAUUGAUUCGCAAUUAAUCAAGAAAGGAGGGUGAUAUUAUCCAAAUGAAAUCGAUUAAUCCAACCGUCUGCAAUAGAGCCGUGGAAGUUCAUCCCAUGUAUCUUGUCGUUUUUCAAUUUACCAAUUUACCAAUUUACCCCGAUCUUCUCGAGCUCUACGAGUGAAGAGAUUCAUUCAUUCAGUCAGUCAGUCAGUCAGUCAUUCAUUCAGUCAUUCAUUCAUUCGUCCAUCCAUCCACCCUUCCACCCAUCCAUCCAUCCAUCCAUCCAUACAUGCCCAUUACCUGGGUAUCUAUGGAAAACGCCCUCACACCCCAGAUUUUGCCGCAUCUUAGCACACCUGGCGAUUACUUCUUAUUACACCAUUAUUGCUCCGUACGGGAUACGGAUAUUACGCGCAAGAGAAGGAGAAGGAGAAGGAGAGACAGAUCCUAGACUUUGGAAUAUCAUCUGAGACUUGAGCAAAAGCAGUUCGAGUUUGAUAUUCCCCCUUCAAACUCAAAACAUAUUCCCUCCUCGGGGCAAAACUUCACUCAUAAAACAAACUGCUAAAUAGUCCGACAUCCAAUUCUCGAAACGUCCGAACAUUCAAAGAUCCAAACAUCCAAACAUCCAAACAUCCAAACAUCCAAACAUCCAAACAUCCAAACAUCCAAACAUCCAAACACCACACCCAGACGCCAAAGUAACCAUGUCCUGGCAUCCGAGACCAUAAAUCCAAUUAGAAAAAUCCUUGAUCCUCCCUUGAUCCCCACAGCAUGUAACAAUCCGCAAAAUCAACAUUGCUGCCACUUACCGACAAACCUUGACAGGGAAAAGGUCUCAAACCCUCUCCGGUUUGUGCUGCGGAUUUACCCAAGGAAGGGGAUUAAGGGUUUGAUUAUUAUUAAAUUACUGCACAGUCUCUUGGGUCCGGAAAGAUACGAUUCGAUUCGAUUCGAAUCAUUCGAUUCGAUACACGGGUUCUUACUGCACCACACCAAACACACUAAGAUACAUUUCUAAUACCCGCCAUGGAUCAAGUUGGUGCAGGCGGUUUCCCUGCGCGCACUACUUCAAAAAGAUCCAAAUCCUCGACGCCUUUGCGAACAGGUUCACAACGAUUUCAACGCAGCGCUCGAACUUUAUCGGUUUCCCCUCCAUCUGCCGGCCCUUCUGAAACUUUUGGUCUGCGUUCACGUCCUGGAUUGGGCUCGCGAACGUCCUCGGCGCCAUUUGUCCCUCUUAGCAGCGGCGGUGGUGGUGGUAGUCUAGGUUCGCCCAGAUUUUCGACUCCGAUAGAGGACGAUACGGAAGAAGCAUUGGACCUUCACGCGCGAAGUUACCGGGAUUCUGUUGCAUCCAUCAAAGACGAUCCUUUCUUCAGAAAUUAUCAAUCGCCUCAUUCGGUCUCUUUAGCAAGAGAAUUGAGGUCUGUAAUAUACUCUGAUCGAUCGCACGAUGACGACGCACUCAAAAAUCCACCACCGCGAUCCAACAAGAGACCUUCCGUAGAAAGUUCAGCCAGUCUAAUACCGCCUCAAUCUAGGAGCGGAAUGUCAGACAUUAAUAUUGCAGUGAUUGGGAGUAAUGGCGUGGGAAAGAGCACUUUGAUACAGCGCGCAUUGGGUUUACGAUCAUUGCCAAAUUCCAUCGCAUCGAGUCUUCGCAUGACGGUUGAUGAGGUGGGAUACAUAGUCAGUCUGAUUGAGCUGGAUCUCGAAUCGUUUGAUAUAGUACCUGAUCGUCGCAUACAAUGGCCAAAACAAAUAAACGGACAUAUCGUCCCACGCAUGGACGGUGCACUAUUACUAUACGAUGUCAUGAAUCGGGAGAGCAUUACAGAAUUACCCCAGACUUUAAAUGCAUUGGUGAAUUUGGGUCUUCCUACUAUCCUCGUCUCAUGUAAAUGCGACAACCCUGAGCACACUCGUCAACUUAAUGUCGAUAGUCUCGAAACAGCAUGUAUGUCAUGUGUAGAAUCUGUCAAAACUGCAGCAAAUGUUCCUGAGAGUGCAAGACUUUGUCUUUCUUCCAUGCUUCGAGCCGUAAUGGCAAAUCGAAGCAAUAAUCACAAUAAAGACGUUACUUCAAUACAACCUCAAGGUACACGCCGUCGAGCAACCUCUUCUGCCAAUAUUGACAAGUUAUCCGAACCCACCAUUCCUCGACCUUUGAGUCAGCAAUCUAAGCAUAGUCGUGCUAGCUCAGAAUUUUCCAUUGGCCGAGCUCUUCCUUCCCCGCCAUUGGCUGGUCGAUCCAACGGCCGAACAAAUUUGUCACACCAAAUCAUGCUUCCCGACCCACAUGAUGCCCCCCCUCUCUCUGCUCAUCCAGCUUUCCGAAGUGAAAAUCACCUGGACAAUUCCGGCGUUAUCCCCAGAUUGCCCCCCGGACCAAAGGAAUUAGAUGCAGACUCACCAUACCGAUACUCCGAUGACAUACCACUUCUCCAGCGUAGUGACGAUACUUUCUUCGACAAACCUACUAAAGUGGCUGGCGUCACUUUUGAUGAUCUUGUCGAUCGACUUCUUGGGCAGCAAAUGUCAAAAGCCGACGUCAACUUCUCGGAAAUCUUUCUCUGUCUUUAUAGAAAAUUUGCAGCUCCUGGUGAACUCUUCGAUGCAGUGUUAAGCCGGUUAACUCGUUUAGGAGAGGACAAAAAUAUCCAUUAUCUGACACGGACAACAACUCAACUUCGGAUAAUUACCGUGGUUGCUAAAUGGGUAUCGGGAUAUCCGGGUGAUUUUGCAAGUCUCUCAACAAGUCGCAAGCUAGAUGGGUUCAUAAAUCAAUUAGCUUCGGAUCCAGUCUUUGCUGCCGCCGCGCAGGAAAUGCGGGCCCAACUUCAAUCUCGUGUAGUGGAGGAUGACGAUACAGGCUGGGCUAGGACAGAUGCCGAUGUUGAUAAUGAACAAGCUAACGAAUCAGCACCCGUCUCUCCUACGACCACAAGAGCCGAUUCCAAAGGAGGCUAUGAAACGGAUGUAACCACAUUAGCACCAGAAGACGACUUGAGUGACAUGGAGUUAAAAGGGUCUAGAGGAGAAUCUUUAUUCUCGGCUCGAACGUCUCAACCGGACUUCAGUGCACCUGCAUUUCUUGCAGUCGAAGACUACGAGAAAGAGGCUGCAAAAUUGACACCUAAAGGCAUUCUACCAUUAUCUAAAGACAGAUAUCACAUGUUCAUGGAAAUAUCAAAUGCCGACCUUGCUGAUGAAAUGACAAGGAUAGACUGGGUUAUGUUUUCUUCCAUACGUCUUCGAGAUUUGGUUCGACAUGUUAGCCUGUCACUUAACCAGAAGGAAAAAUGUAAAAGUCUUGCCAAUGUGAAUCGCAUGAUAAAUCAUUUCAACCAUAUUGCAAAAUGGGUUGCUAAUAUGAUUCUGAUGCGAGACAAAGCCAAGCACAGAGCGCAAAUAUUAGAGAAAUUCAUGAACAUAGCCCUGAGGCUGCGCCAGCUGAAUAAUUAUAACGGUCUUGCAGCUGUUCUUGCAGGAAUCAAUGGAACCGCUAUACACCGCCUUACUCAGACUCGAAACCUUGUUCCUGCAGAUGUCCAAAAGCGUUUUGCUCGUCUAGUCCUGCUGAUGGGUACACAAAAGAGUCAUUUUGCAUACCGUUUGGCUUGGGAGAACUCUCCACUGCCUCGUAUUCCUUUUAUUCCAUUGACUCGACGUGAUCUUGUUUCAGCUGAGGAGGGAAGUCGAACCUUCGUUGGGGCAAAUGGAGAGAGGAUCAACUGGAAGAAAUUCGAGGUUUUGUCCGAGGUCAUCUUACCCAUUAUGAAGAGUCAAACUGAGCCAUAUCCAAAACUUAUCUAUAAUGAUAAGGUAAGAGAACUCAUUCUGGAUUGUCUCAUCCCUACAGAUGAUGAGGAUAUAUACCAAAGAAGUCUCCAAGUAGAGUCGGCGUCAGGAGCUGCAGAACCUGUAAAGAAAAAGUUUCCGUGGUUCUCGAAGGAUAAAUAAAGAGUAUAUUAUUGUUAAACAUAAAUAUGGGAUAAGGAUAAGUGAUUUGGGCAUCUGCUACAUAUUAUUGUAUUGCGAUUUUGGUUCUAGUUCUGCUGGCUGGAAAAGCAAAGAAAGCAUUGAGCGUUCGGCGUCUUGUAAUUUUGGUUAUUUGUUGUUGUAUUUAAGGACAUACCCCUUCCUUCUUAAAUGAAAGUCGAGCAAUGAAUAUGAUGUUUUGUAACAUUAUAUAGAGAUA